AAUUCAUUCAUGAGAAGUGCAAAAACAGUGUAACAAAAAGGAAAAGAAAACCAAUAUGAAGUUCACUAUAAUCACAAUAUUUUUCUCUUUAUUUCUACUUGACUUUGGUUUUGCACAACAGGGGGAUCUUGACAUAUCAAGAUUUGGAGGAAAACCAAAUACAAAUAUAGGCCAGGCUUUCUUAAGUGCCUGGACUCAAGCAUGUGCAUCACCAACUGCUGUCAAAAUUGUGAUUCCAGCUGGCACAUACCAAAUGGGUGCAGUUGAUGUCAAAGGUCCUUGCAAGGCUCCUAUUGAGGUUCAAGUUGAUGGAACAAUUCAAGCACCUGCAAACCCAACUGACCUUAAGGCGGCUCAUCAAUGGUUUGUUGUUCAAUAUGUUAACUCUUUCACCCUGUCGGGUAAAGGUGUUUUUGAUGGUCAAGGGGCAACUGCUUGGAAACAAAAUGAUUGUACAACAAACAAGGACUGCAAGAUGCUUUGCAUGAAUUUUGGUUUUAAUUUCCUCAAUAAUUCAAUUGUCCGUGACAUUACUUCCAAGGAUAGCAAAAACUUUCAUGUGAAUGUUUUGGGGUGCAACAAUUUCACAUUUGAUGGGUUUAAAGUUAGUGCACCAAAAGAUAGCCCCAACACCGACGGAAUCCACAUUGGAAGAUCCACAGAUGUGAAGAUUCUUAACACAAACAUUGCUACCGGAGAUGACUGUGUCUCAUUGGGUGAUGGUAGCAAAAAUAUAACUGUCCAAAAUGUGAAUUGUGGACCUGGUCAUGGCAUUAGUGUUGGAAGCCUUGGGAAGUACGAUUCUGAAGAGCCCGUUGCAGGUUUUCUUGUUAAGAAUUGCACUUUGAAUGAAACAGAUAACGGUGUGAGAAUUAAGACUUGGCCUAACACGCCAGGAGCAAUUACAAUUACUGAUAUGCAUUUUGAAGAUCUUACCAUGAAUAAUGUUACAAACCCUAUCAUCAUAGACCAAGAGUAUUGUCCUUGGAACCAAUGCUCCAAACAGAAUCCAUCAAAAAUCAAGAUAAGCAAGGUUUCCUUCAAGAACAUUAAGGGCACUUCAGGAAGUCAAGAUGGGGUGGUUCUUGUUUGUAGUAGUGGUGUACCAUGUGAGGGUGUAGAGAUGGCUGAUAUUGAUCUCACAUUCAACGGAGCUGCAGCAACAGCUAAAUGUGCUAAUGUCAAGCCCACAAUAACAGGAAAAGCUCCUACUUGUGCAGCCUAGAAUGAGCAACAACAAUAAUGCCCAUUUUUUUUAACACUUUUCUUUUACUAUUUUUCCUAUGUAGAGAAACAAGCCAUCCCCAUUAAAAGAGGAGGUGUCUAGUAAUUGUAUUCUCUUGUGAAUAAAUACUUCAACGUGGCUAUGGUAAAAUAAUGAUCAUAUAUGUAAUGUUGCUUCAAUACCAAAAGAAGUCUUCUUUAUUAAUCUUA
Glycine soja is the source of this 1434-nucleotide messenger RNA. RefSeq names its product polygalacturonase-like. Lineage: Eukaryota; Viridiplantae; Streptophyta; Magnoliopsida; Fabales; Fabaceae. The transcript has 4 exons. The record is from RefSeq and is a predicted model, not a curated record. Bases 56 to 1225 code for a protein of 389 amino acids. Gene Ontology annotation, biological process: carbohydrate metabolic process. Gene Ontology annotation, molecular function: polygalacturonase activity.